ACAGCCAUCUCAGCUGUACUAUCUCACCAAAAUCUUCCAUUUUGACCUUUACCCAACCGGAUUACGCUUCCAACAACAACAAUCUCUCGCUGUUACGGCGUCCACAUCUCGUUUCGUCUUUGCACAGUCUACUACAUACACACGAAAAAGCGAGUUUCACAUUGCAGACAUCGAGCAUGGGUGACAAAUCGACGACGAUAGAGCACAGAGCAUACGCUCGAGUUGGUCUUUUAGGGAAUCCAAGCGACGUUUAUUAUGGCCGUACGAUCUCUUUCAGUCUCGGCAACUUCUGGGCCACCGUUCGAUUACAACCGUCCGAUGAUCUCGUUAUCAAUCCUCAUCCCAAACAUGAUCUCGUCCAAUUCUCUUCCCUCGAUCAUCUGGUGAAUCGGUUGCAGAGCGAAGGGUACUAUGGAGGAGUGCGAUUGCUUAUGGCAAUUUGUAGAGUCUUUUACAAGCAUUGUAAAGAGAACGGAAUUGAUCUUCAUAGCAGAAAUUUUACUCUUUCUUAUGAUACAAAUAUCCCUCGCCAGACAGGGCUUUCAGGUUCCAGUGCCAUUGUAACUGCAGCCUUGAGCUGCCUUCUUGAUUUCUACAAAGUGCGGCAUUUGAUCAAAGUUGAAAUCAGACCUAAACUUGUUCUUAGCGCAGAGCAAGAACUUGGAAUUGUUGCUGGCCUUCAAGAUCGAGUAGCACAGGUUUAUGGAGGCCUCGUUUACAUGGAUUUUUCUAAGGAAAAUAUGGAUAAGUUGGGGCAUGGCAUCUAUACACCCAUGGAUAUUAGUCUUCUACCAUCUCUUCAUCUCAUUUAUGCUGAGAAUCCAAGUGAUUCUGGGAAGGUACAUAGUACAGUUCGGCAACGAUGGCUUGACGGUGACAAAUUUAUUAUAUCAUCCAUGUCAGAAGUUGCAAAUAUAGCAUUAGAAGGACGAACAGCAAUUCUUGAAAAGAAUUAUGCCAGACUCAAAGAGUUGAUGAAUCGUAAUUUUGACCUUCGAAGGAGUAUGUUCGGGGAUGAUGUUCUCGGUGCUCUAAACAUAGAAAUGGUGGAAGUGGCUCGAAGAGUAGGAGCUGCUUCAAAAUUUACGGGUAGUGGAGGAGCUGUUGUUGUAUUCUGCCCUGAUGGGCCUUCGCAAGUAAAGCUUCUGGAGGAUGCUUGCCAGAAAGCUGGUUUUUCCAUUCAACCUGUGCAAGUUGUUCCUUCUCGUCUUAAUGAGGAAGAUCUCAAGACCCUGUCUCAAUAGGAAAAUUUUGGAGUUUGUAGCUUUUAAUAAAGUUUUUUGCUUUGAGGAGCUAACUGAUGCUGGAACAGUCUUUAUUUGACAAAAGUUUACACUAGAGAAGUACACAUAUUAUUUUGAUUUUUCAAUGAAGAUUUUACAAGAAUUUAAUUUAAUCUCAA
Molecule: messenger RNA, 1402 nt
Organism: Jatropha curcas
Lineage: Eukaryota; Viridiplantae; Streptophyta; Magnoliopsida; Malpighiales; Euphorbiaceae
Product: GHMP kinase family protein
Molecular function (GO): ATP binding
Source: RefSeq, a predicted model, not a curated record